CAUCAGCCGCAACAGAGCAACAUUUGCCAGGCAUACACGACCACUUAAGGCACCGUAGCGCAAUUCCAGACAGCUCAUCCCCUCUCAGGAUACUCCGUGAGCGGUGUACAGCAUUUUUUUGGCUCCGCGACGACCAGCAGCAUCUCAGUGGAACUUGCACUGUUUCCAACGCAAGCUCAAAACUCGCAGCACCUCCGGAGACUUCCACAGAUGUCUCACAGCACUCCCGUUGGGCAAAUACAGUUCGAAGAUUCUGACCCUCACACUCCCGUGAACAGCCAACGCCGCCUCGUGACGCCGCCGCCGGUUUCGAGCAAAGUGCAGCGCUCAGGACUCGUACAUAUCAUCGGCAAGGACCCGCCAAAGAUCCCGAACCUGUUCGGCGACUUCGCAACCAUCGUCCCGGACGACGACUCUCAAGAGCAAUAAUGGUACGCGCCGCAAACGCGUGGUCGAAGCGAGACCUCGCCAUCGCGGCGGCGGCGGUGGCGCUGCAGGCGUACGCGACGAGGAGCGGCUUCGGCGGCCCUUGUGCCUUAUUAUUGCUGAUAAUCGCGCCGUUCGUCUUCGGUAGAGACGCGUGGGAUGGUGAGACCUCCGCCUACAGCGUAUUCAACGGCGGCCGAAGAAUCGCGGGCACGUUCACCGCCGAACAGUUCGACGCCCAACUGCGCGGCGGCCCGCGACCGGACGACAGCGACGCCGGUACGGCCGCGCCGCGGAGACCGGCGGAACAACAGACAGCACCGGCGCCCGUCGUCGACGCGGCGACGCGUCGGCGCCGCGCGGCCGAAGCGGCCGAGCGCCGCGCGAAAGCGGCCGCCGCCGAGAAGUGAGGCGGGUACUUUGUUGCCCGCGGAUCAUGAUAAAUUCGAAGACCAC
Molecule: messenger RNA, 882 nt
Organism: Pelagomonas calceolata
Lineage: Eukaryota; Pelagophyceae; Pelagomonadales; Pelagomonadaceae
Source: the annotation of a GenBank genome assembly